This is a messenger RNA of Sporisorium graminicola, 3150 nucleotides long. RefSeq lists its product as uncharacterized. Gene Ontology annotation, biological process: positive regulation of transcription by RNA polymerase II. The transcript has a single exon. Gene Ontology annotation, cellular component: nucleus. The record is from RefSeq and is a predicted model, not a curated record. The coding region runs from base 1 to 3150 and encodes 1049 amino acids. NCBI's taxonomy places the organism in Eukaryota, Fungi, Basidiomycota, Ustilaginomycetes, Ustilaginales, Ustilaginaceae. Gene Ontology annotation, molecular function: zinc ion binding; DNA-binding transcription factor activity, RNA polymerase II-specific; transcription cis-regulatory region binding.
AUGACGACCAAGAUCGAUGCAGCGGGGCCUAGCUCGCCUCCUCCUCAACGUACUCGAAAACCCGGCGAGGUUCGCUCGCGAAGCGGAUGCAUUACCUGCAAACAACGUCGCAAAAAGUGCGAUGAGGACUUUCGCAUCCGUCAAAACGGAGCCACCUCGUGUAAUCGAUGUGCCGAUCGUGGCCUUCACUGCGAGUUCAGCUCGCACGUCACGCCUCAACGACCUGCGCAUCAGCAGCAGCAGCAACGACCAUCUCCUUACCCAACUUCAAGCGCUACUCCGUCGGGCUCAAGCAAGAUUCCUUCUCGCGCAGUUCGUGGUCCUAGUGCUACGCCUAUUGUUCAACAGGCUGAAUUGCCUUCUGUGGCCGCAGGCUCGGCUGCUCCGAGUAACAGCGGCAUGCUAGGCGCGACACCAUCGAACACCUUUACAGCUUCACUGGAUCCGACGCAGUCCUGGAAUGCCUCGGCACACUUUCCUGUGCAGUCGUUCGCACAACCACAGCUUCAGAAUGCUACCACCGUCCCGGGACUGCAGAACCAGCUGGCGUGGAUGAAUCCGAGUGCUGCCAUGCUCAACAGAUCAGCGAUUCGUUACAAUCGCCCCAACAUCUGGCCCAUGGGACCUCCCAGCGGCACUGCCGAUCCAGCCAGCGCUGCUGCUACACAACCCGCAGCUGGCAAUCUUUCGACCCAAUCCAACGCUGUCGACAUGAAUGCGCUCUACACCCUCUUCAACAGCAAUCCUGCUGCAGCGCCUGCAGCGUCAAAUACAACCCAGUGGACACAGGGCUACCCCAACAGUAUGGACAAUAUCAUGCUCGACGACUUUGUCAACGAGCUCAUGAGUCUUACUGGUCCUCUAGCGGGAAGUGAGGGCACUUCUUCGGCAUCUCUUCCGACUCCGGGCAAUACGCCGUCUGUAGCAGGCCCGCACCCAUCAUCGCCCUUCGAAACACAGCCAGCAUCGCGAUCCAUUCCAAAGGCUUCAACUACCUCUUCGGUAGCAAACAGUGCACAUCCAUUCGAGGUCAACACGACCACCUCUUCGGGCGCCGUUCCGCAGCCGAGGCAUUCCAGUUCAAGCGACAGCGUGCCACCUGCUUCAGCGCAGCCCAAUGCUGGCGUCGGCAAAGCUGCAGCCACUUCAGGUCGAGCUUCCAAUCGAUACCGCAAGCUGCUUGAUUCAGACGCGAUCGAGUCGUUGUUGAGCAAGUACAGUCCCAUUUACGAGCGGUUCUGGCAUGCGACCCUGAUGCUUCUCUCCAACAAGAAACGUCAGGCCGCCGUCGACUAUCUCAUGCGUGUCAUUCGAUCCAACAAGGCAUGUCGAGCCUCCGUGGUUGUGGUCUGUCUUGCCUACCACGAGCUUGUUCAGCGCGUGCGCAAAGGCACUCGCGAGGCCGAUGCUAAGCAAUCGAGUCAACGCAGUCCAUGUGCUCCGCCUAACUGGACAUCGGUUGCCACGGACGCAGUAAACAACAACAGCAAACCUGCAAAGACGCCGGAAGAUGGUAUGUCGCAUACGAUACUGAGCAUGUUCCCAGAAAGCGAAGAGCAUGCAUCGAGCCGUUCAGGCACAGUACAUGAAUCAAGCGGCAACGAGGUGCGUCGAUCGCAUAUUGACGACGACGAGGGUGAAGACGAAGACGAAGAGUCGGAAGAAGAAAUAAGCACCAUCGAACGACGCCGCAGCGGUGGCGACGGGCAUCUUGCUCCAACCCCGGCCAGAGCUACUUCCGAGCGGUACGGAUCCACCAGCUUCUCUCGUCGAAGUAGUGACAAAAAUGGUCAUUCUCCACUCCCCGCCGCCCGCAGUCUUACGGGCAAGCUGUCCUCGGUGGAAAACAACAUCCAUGCAAUGGACGAUCCUGCACAGGACAGAUUCAAGGGCCAAAUUGUGGAAGAGCACACGGUCGAGUUGUGGUUCGAUAUCGCGCAAGCCGAACUGCAACGCAGCCGAGACGAGCUGAGCUUCGACCAGGAGUUGUGCGCCAUUAUCAAUCUGCGUUGGGCAUGUCUCUGCUUUGCAGGUGCGGAGAGGGCGAGACAGCUGACGGAGGAGUUGGGCAAAGUGAUGCAGCGGGAGGGGAUCGAUAUGGACCAUGCGGCGGAAGAGGAGAAGAAGGGGACAUUUGUGUCGGUCAUGCUGCUCACAGCUGUCUACACGGAUGUGUUGGACACUGUCUCGGAUCGGGGGAAACGGACGUAUGUGGCGCUGCGGGAUGGUACACGCAAGCCUGCGCAGCUGUCCAAGCUCCGACGUACCAGCAGCAUGGAGAAGAAUGGAUCGCCUAGUGUGGACGAACCGUUCUUUGGACGCAUCUCGCUCGUCUCUCUCGAGCUACUGACGUGCUUCAAGCUGAUCUCGGACCUCUCUGCUGACGUGUGGGGGCCCAUUAGCAGCGCGGUGUCGCAUCCCACGCGGCCAUCGGAAGAAGAAGUCGCCAAUCGGUCGCGCGAGAUCGAACGCAAAGUCAUGUCUCUGCCUUCGUGGUCCGAUCCGAACACCUCCUCCUCUCUCCGCGUGCGCGCCUUCGCAUUGCAAGAGAUCUGGAGACAGACCGCGCGGCUGUAUCUGCUGCAAGCAGUGCAUCGGCGCGGACCGCUGUACCCGGAACUGCAGAACAUCCUGCACGAGAUCAUCCGCCUUGCGAAGAUGAUCAAGAUCCAGAGCUUUUCGCCUUGUGCACCGGUUGCUGCGCACACGCGCGCCCAAGCACCCGCCAACUACAUCGGCGGCCUCCGCUCGCUCGACCCCACUGACGACGUACGCGACGCCAACCAUCCACACCCGUACACCAACGCUACCUUCGGCAUGGACGACCUGCAGAACCCCAUACCGGAGCCGCCACCGGAGGAGCGCGAGGAAGAGGACGAGGGCAUGGGCCCAGUGCCGUUCCAGAUGUGGCUCGAUGUGGCCAGCUGGGAGAUGUGCACCGUCUGGUUCUUGUGUUCCACCGUGGCCCUGACCAGGCAGGACCGCCAGUUUUGCAUUCACCACUUGGAGAGCUUGGGACUGGAGCGAAGCAAUAGGGAUAAUAUCCAGGUGAUCAGGGAUUACUGGGCCAAGCAAGACUCAACGGGGCAUACGCUGGAUUGGUUUGAUUUCGUCAAGUCGACGGGGAGAAGUGUCGUGUUUGCUUUUUGA